Molecule: messenger RNA, 1417 nt
Organism: Humulus lupulus (European hop)
Lineage: Eukaryota; Viridiplantae; Streptophyta; Magnoliopsida; Rosales; Cannabaceae
Product: UDP-glycosyltransferase 83A1-like
Exons: 2
Coding region: 1-1368 (455 amino acids)
Molecular function (GO): UDP-glycosyltransferase activity
Source: RefSeq, a predicted model, not a curated record
AUGGGGAUCCCACAUAUUUUAGCCAUCCCUUUUCCAGCACAAGGUCAUGUAAUUCCCUUGAUGGAAUUGUGUCAAUGCUUAGUCAAUCAGGGCUGCAAAGUCACAUUCGUGAACACAGACUAUAAUCACAAGAGGGUCAUCAAUGCAAUGUCAAGCCCAAGUCAUAUUGGGGAUCAAAUUCAUAUGGUUUCCAUUCCAGAUGGAAUGGAACCCUGGGAAGACAGGAAUGAUAUAGGGAAACUGUUGAAAGCAACUCAAAGAGUCAUGCGUGCAAAGCUGGAGGAACUCAUAACAAUGAUCAACGAAUCAGAAGAUUACAAUAUCACUUGUGUCCUUGCAGAUGAGACGCUCGGGUGGGCUCUGGAAGCAGCCGAGAAGAUGAAUAUCCAGCGAGCUGUUUUCUGGCCUGCAGCGGCUGCUGUAUUGGCCCUGUCGUUUAGUAUCCCAAAGCUGAUUGAUGACGGAAUUAUUAACACCAAAGGAGUUCUACUGAAAAACCAAAUGAUUCAGCUGGCACCAAUGAUGCCCACCACGAAGACAGAGAACUUGGUUUGGGCAUGCAUUGGUGAUGCAACCACACAGAGAAUCGUAUUCGAAACCUUGUCUCGAAACAACCAGACUGUAAAACUGGCAGACUGGAUUCUUUGCAACUCGGCAAUAGACCUUGAGCCAGCAGCCUUCGCCUUGGCUCCAGAGAUUAUACCAAUCGGCCCAAUGUUGGCGAGUACUCGGCUAGGCAUUUCAUCAGGCAACUUCUGGGCAGAAGACCUCACCUGUUUAGAAUGGCUCGAUCAACAGCUACCGAGUUCAGUAAUCUACAUUGCAUUUGGAAGCUUCACAGUUUUUGACAAGAUACAGUUCCAUGAAUUGGCCCUUGGGCUUGAAAUCUCCAAGAGACCAUUCCUCUGGGUCGUGAGAGAAGACAUAGGAGACAAGACGAACCACGCUUACCCAGAUGGUUUUCUUGACAGAGUAAAGUCCCGUGGGAAAAUAGUGAAUUGGGCACCUCAGCAGAAGGUUCUGGGUCACCCUUCUAUUGCUUUCUUCUUAACCCACUGUGGUUGGAACUCCACGUUGGAAGGUAUCAGCAAUGGUGUCCCUUUCCUGUGCUGGCCGUACUUCGCAGACCAGUUCCUCAACGAAAGCUAUAUAUGCGAUGUCUGGAAUGUAGGAGAGAGAUUUGAGAGAGACGAGGAAAGUGGGAUUAUCAAACAAGGAGAGAUAAAGAAGAAGGUGGAGCAGGUUGUGGGAGAUGAAAAGUUCAAAAGCAAUGCUUUGAAUCUCAAAGAGUUGGCCAUGAACAAUGUCAUGCAAGGUGGCCAAUCUGAUAUUGUCUUUAACAAUUUUAUCGAUUGGCUUCAGUCAUAAGUCAUAGAUAUAUGAUCCCCUAAGUGGAUCAAUAUCUUAUUGUAUUGUU